This is a messenger RNA of Rotaria sp. Silwood1, 1422 nucleotides long. NCBI's taxonomy places the organism in Eukaryota, Metazoa, Rotifera, Eurotatoria, Philodinida, Philodinidae. The record is from the annotation of a GenBank genome assembly.
AUGGAACAUACUUCUUUUGACAAGAAAAUAAACAGAAAAUUGCAAUCAUUUGCAAAGACUCAUGCUGAUAACGAAGAACAAGUACGACAACAUGCACGACUAGGCGAACCAAGUCAGCUUUAUUUUGCAUGCAGAAAUGGAGAUAUUGAUAAAGUCAAACAAAUAUUACCUACCAUUCCUUAUGAUCGAUUAAACCAGUCAGAACCUGAUGGAAGUACUCCACUUCAUACUGCAACAUUCUUUGGUCAUUUAGAAAUUGUUCGUCUACUUCUACAUGAAUAUGGUUGUCCACGUCAUCGACAAAAUCUUCAUGGAUUAACAGCAUAUGAAGAAGCACAAACAGAUGAAAUGCGACAACUCUAUCAUCGACCAUCAAAUAAAAAUCGUUUCUUGGAUGAAUCAAACAGUGGGAAACGAACAUUUCAAAUUGUUUCAUCAUUUCCAGAUAGAACUGAAUUAGACGACCAUGAUAAUGAUGAUCAUAAUGGUAAUGACGAUGACCACAAUGGUAAUCGUGAUGAUGAUGAUGAUGAUGUUGCUCAGCCAAACAAAAAAUGGCUUACUAAGUAUCAGACAAAUGAAGAAAUAAAAAGACAAUUAGAUGGUCUUAGUGGUGUGAAAAGAAUGCUUCAAUCACGAGUAGGACGAUUCAUCAUGAAAACAUCCAUGAAACAUAGAAUUUGCAAAGCGGACUGUGGGUAUGGUGAUGAAGAAUUAGCAUAUGUUGCAAAUGAGGGAUUUGAACGUCACACUUUGAAAAAAUUGUUAGAUGAAUAUGUCACUCCUGAUCAUCCUGAAUAUAAACACUGUUGCUUCCUACUUAAUCAAUAUAUUCAACAAGGUACAAUUGAAUCCUUAUUGACACUCUAUUCAUUGGAAACACCAUUUUAUCAACAAUUUUGGACUAACACGAAUCCAUUAGCAUUUCCAUUGUUUAUGCGUCUUUCAGAUUUGAAACAACGUCAUUUUCAAGGUAACUCUUAUCGGGGUAUUAAUAUGAUGCAUGAUGAAUUAAAUGAAUAUCGGUGGGCAUUGAAAACUAAGGACAGUGUCAUAUCAACAGCAACGUUUGCAUCGACAUCUAUUAUUCGAUCUGUAGCUGAAGAUUUCGCUGCUCAGGCCUCAUUGUCACCCGACAAAAUAAAUGUUUUAUUAAUAUUUCAUUUUCCGCAACCAUGCGAUACAGCAAUUAACUUAAGCAAGUUGCCUGAAUAUGGUCUACCAUGUAUAUCGAAUUUCGAAAAUGAAUAUGAAGUAUUGGUUGGUCCACGAACAUUUUUCAAAGUUAAGAAAAUAGAAAUCAAUGUAUCGAAUGGACAACAUAUAAUUUAUCUAGAAAACUUAUGUGGUGAACAGAAAAGUAUAUUGAGUACGAUGAAAUUUUUCAUAAAACAAGAACUAAUUAAUCGACUUCGUCAUUGA